Messenger RNA from Linum trigynum, 900 nucleotides. NCBI's taxonomy places the organism in Eukaryota, Viridiplantae, Streptophyta, Magnoliopsida, Malpighiales, Linaceae. The record is from the annotation of a GenBank genome assembly.
AUGUCGAUGGGCAGCGACCCGACCUGGGUCAGUAAGAAGCCGCUGCGGCGGAUCGGAGGGAUGUCGGAUGCGCUCUCCAUCGCCGCCGAUCUAGGCUACUCGGUUGCUCCACCGCCUUCUCAGGAGGAAGUGCAGAACUUGUCGGCAUCUAGUGGCGAAAAGGGUGAUGACCUGAUCAAGGUAUUGAGAGAGCUGACAACUGUUCAAAGAAAAAUCGCGGAUCUUCAGGUCGAACUUCAAGGGCGAAAGGAUGAUAAGAAUGUAGCUCAUUUGACACACGUGAGUGAAAUGGAGAAGAAGAUAGAGACUUUAUCGAGGAUUACCACCAUAUUAAAAGAUGUCAUUCAGAAUAAGGACCGUAUUAUAGCUCGUCUUCAACAACCUUACUCACUUGAUUGCAUUCCUGUAGAGGCAGAGUAUCAGAAACAGUUUUCAGAAUUGCUUAUGAAAGCUGCAAGUGAUUAUGGCCCCUUGACAGCAUCUGUCUCCGAUUUCCAAUGGACUCAAAACUUCAGGGAGUCUCCUUCUGUGUGGGGGGAAAUGCUGAGGCCAAUUCCUGUUGCAUUAGCAUCAUGCACCCGGUUCUUCGAAGCCAUGUCAGCUAUGAGAGAAUCAUUUGCCACACUCCAGGAUCUCAGAGUAGGCCACUUAACUGCAUCUCUGCCUUCAACACCGGCAAAGGAUUCUCCUUCCCAAAUGACCCCUCGAGAUUUGGACCUUGUGACCCCUCCAGUUUGGAAAACUGAAUCGAGUCUGGAUGACUUGGCUAUCAAAAGCCUAGGAAAACAACAACAAGAGCUUCAUAGGCAAGCCGAUGAAAAGAUCGAAGCAGACCAAGUUGAUGCCUUGGACCAUCGGAGACUCUCAUGGCCGCCGUCAGUUAAACAGAAUGGUGUUUAG